This is a messenger RNA of Cinclus cinclus, 1731 nucleotides long. It is a transcript of the gene GPRC5C, whose product is annotated as G protein-coupled receptor class C group 5 member C. The record is from RefSeq and is a predicted model, not a curated record. Lineage: Eukaryota; Metazoa; Chordata; Aves; Passeriformes; Cinclidae. Gene Ontology annotation, cellular component: signaling receptor complex; intracellular membrane-bounded organelle; plasma membrane. Gene Ontology annotation, molecular function: G protein-coupled receptor activity; protein kinase activator activity. Gene Ontology annotation, biological process: G protein-coupled receptor signaling pathway.
AUGGGGUGGACGCGGUGGGGACAGGGACUGGCCCCGUGCCAUGCUGUGCCAUGCUGUGCUGUGCCGUGCCAGGCUGCGGCUGCCUACGUGCUAGCAGGCUGGACAUGCAACCUGCACUGGGCUGCUGCCCAAAGCCAGAGGGGUGGACAGGAGAAGUGGGAAGAGGAAGGUGGUGACACAGAGAGACAAGGCAAGGGGACAGCUCUGUCCCCCGCUAUCACCUCUGCCAUCUGGUCUGGGCCCACAUUUGGGGUUCCCGGGAAGCUGUCAGGCACGGAGGAAGGGAUCAGGACAGCCCCAGAGAACUCUCAUGUUGGGAGGGAUCAUAUGGGGCACAGAGGGAUUGAGCCCCUCCUCAGCUGCCACCAAACUCCAGGCAAGGAGCCAGUGGGGACAUGUGGCUGCCUGGUCUCAUCUGCAGCUCCCUGGCCAUGUCGGGGUCCCUGGAUGCCACGGUGCAGGAUGGGCACCACGGCCGUGCUGCUGGCCCUGCUCCCCACGGCCACCGCACAGUCCACGCCACCCCCCGGCUGCAGCCACGACCUCUCCUCCCUCUACUACAACCUCUGCGACCUCUCAGCAGGCUGGGGCAUCGGGGUGGAAGCAGUGGCCAGCCUCGGCGUGGUGACCACCUUCGUGCUCACCAUCGUCCUGGUGGCCAGCCUGCCCUUCGUGCAGGACCACCAGAAGAAGAGCCUGGUGGCCACGCAGGUCUUCUUCCUUCUGGGCACCUUUGGGCUCUUCUGCCUGACCUUUGACUUCAUCGUGGGGCCGGAUUUCUCCACCUGCACCUCACGUCGCUUCCUCUUCGGUGUCCUCUUCGGCAUCUGCUUCUCCUGCCUGCUGGCGCACGCCGUGGCCCUCAACUUCUUGGCGCGGCGCAACCGGGCCCCGCGGGGCUGGGUGACGCUGGCGGUGGCCCUGUCCCUCGCCUCGGUCGAGGUCAUCAUCAACGCCGAGUGGCUCAUCAUCACAGUGGCACGGAGUGGGGGUGGCCCCGGGGACCCCUGCCAGCUGGCGGACGCUGACUUCGUCAUGGCCCUCAUCUACGUCAUGGCCCUGCUGGUGGCCGCCUUUGGCACGGCCUGGCCAACCCUCUGCGGCCGCUAUGGCCGCUGGCGCAAGCACGGCGCCUUCAUCCUGGCCACCACCGGCCUCUCCGUGGCCAUCUGGCUGGCGUGGACCAUCAUGUACUUGUAUGGGAACCAGCGUGCCGGACACAAGCCUGGCUGGGAUGAUCCCACACUGGCCAUCGCGCUGGUCUGUAACGCCGCCGCCUUCCUCCUGCUCUAUGUCAUCCCCGAGGUGACGCACGUGACACGGCACGGCCCUGAGCAGGCCUUUGAGGACGACGGCUACCCCACGCGUGGGGUGGGCUAUGAGACCAUCCUCAAGGAGCAGAAGUCGCAGAGCAUGUUCGUGGAGAACAAGGCCUUCUCCAUGGAUGAGCCAUCCUUUGCCAAGAAGCCGGUGUCCCCAUACAGUGGCUACAAUGGGCAGCUACUGACCAGCGUCUACCAGCCCACUGAGAUGGCUCUGAUGCACAAAGGGACGAGUGAAGGUCCCUACGACGUGAUCCUGCCCCGUGCCUCCACCAGCCCCAUGCCUGGCAGUGCCAGCUCCACGCUCCGAGCCGAGGACGCCUUCUCGGCACAAGCCCGGCACUCCAGCAUCCCGAGGGACACCCGGAGCUGCCAGGUGCAGUCCCCGUACAGCAGGAACCGGUGGUGA